AACCGACACUUUCAUCAAGCAUCAAAAUCUAUCCGUUCUCUAUUUUCCUCCCAUUCUCACAUCAACAUUACAUAUAAUCACUCUCUGUUUUUCUCUUUCUCUUUCAUUCAUUCUCUCCUUUAAUUCAGAUCUACCUUUUCCAUAAUGCAACUCCAUUAACACUAUUCACUGAUUAUUCAAUUUUGUAUAAUAACAACAUCUGAAAAUCGAGUUAUGAUGUCAAGAAGGCCGGGAAACUCUUCUCGAAGAUUCGGCGACGGAAAAUCGAAAUCGUCGCCGCUUUUGUCAAUUGCGCUUAUAGUCGUGGGAGCUUUGUUUAUCAUUGGUUACUUCUAUAAGGGUUCAGGUGGACUUGGUGGCCGCUUAGAUUCUGUUAGUAGGGUUGAAGGUGCAGGUGAUUAUUUGUGCAGUGGAGAGGUCCAACGAGCAAUUCCUGUUUUACAGAAAGCAUAUGGAGAUAGCAUGCACAAAGUUUUGCAUGUUGGUCCUGAUACUUGCUAUGUGGUCUCAAGAUUGCAAAAGGAGGAUGAAACUGAAGCCUGGGGUAUAGAACCAUAUGAUGUAGAGGAAACUGAUAGUAAUUGCAAAACACUAAUCCGUAGAGGCAGUGUGCGUGUGGCUGAUAUCAAGUUUCCUCUUCCAUAUAGGCAAAAAUCUUUCUCUCUUGUAAUUGUUUCAGAUACUCUGGAUUACCUAUCCCCAAAAUACCUCAAUAAAACUCUUCCAGAUUUGGUGAGAGUAUCAACCGAUGGCUUAGUGAUAUUUACCGGUAUUCCAACUAAUCAAAAGGCCAAGGUAGCAGAUGUUUCUAAAUUCGGAAGAGCGGCCAAGAUGAGGAGUGGAUCCUGGUGGGUCAAGUUUUUCCUUCAAAAUAACUUAGAGGAGAACGAAGCCGCAAAUAAGAAGUUCGAGCAAGCUUCAACAAAGAGUUCAUAUGUUCCAAAAUGUCAGAUAUUCCACUUGAAAUCACUCCAUUGAUUUGCGAGUUGAUUAAUCGAGUAGCCCCGAUAGUUGCUGCUUCAUUUUUCAUCUAAAACAUUUUCUUCUAUAAAGGUAAUUUAAUUCAUUUAUAAAUAUUCGCCAUAGAUGGUGUAUCACUUUUGUUGUUGCUUGAAAUAGAGAUAUUUAUUCUUUGAAA
Messenger RNA from Vicia villosa (hairy vetch), 1138 nucleotides. Its product is annotated as probable pectin methylesterase CGR2. NCBI's taxonomy places the organism in Eukaryota, Viridiplantae, Streptophyta, Magnoliopsida, Fabales, Fabaceae. Gene Ontology annotation, molecular function: methyltransferase activity. The transcript is spliced from 7 exons. Bases 214 to 978 code for a protein of 254 amino acids. The record is from RefSeq and is a predicted model, not a curated record. Gene Ontology annotation, biological process: pectin metabolic process.